GGUUUAAGGGAAGGAGUUUGAAGUUUCGAGAUUUUCAGCGUUUUAGAUCAACGUUCGAUUUUCACGCAAGUCUUAUUCCACAAGCAGCCAACGAAAUGGAGGCAUACUUGAGAAAAAUCAAGAAAAACAGCGAUGUGUUUUUCAUGCAAGGGUUCCAUUCAAUUUCAAUUAAACAAAAAUGGAAACAGAAAUGUUCACAGAUCCCAAAAUCGGAAGUACCAAAUGUGGCCUUAAUUUAUUAGAUUACAUCCAUUAAUCAAGGGUUAAUUGGCAAGACUUUUGUUGGAGGGGCCAAGAAAGAAAAUUUUACUCCUUUUUGCUUCUUGGGUGGUUUUAAAAAUAGUUUGAGGUGCCUUUAUGGUUUAGAAUGUUUGUCCUCUUGUAAAUCUGAUUUUAGGUGCUUUAUCCUCUGAAUUCCACUCCACAAGUUCAACCAGUGAAAGUCCACAAAAAAAAGGACAAUGGGAAAAAAUUGAACUGAAGACAAAGAUUAUGGGGACAGCAAAAUUGGAAGGUACUUCACCCCUCACUGUAGUACCCACCACUGGUUAUGGAAAAGAAUUAGAAGAACCUUGGGGAAGAAAAGGCAUGUUGCCUCUUCCUGGAUCUUCCAUCUUUGGUCCUGAAGAAGAACUAGUAGAGCCACGUAUGAAACUCCAAAGAAUAAAAGGUGCCUCAUCUUCUGAAUUCCACUCCAUAAGUUCAAUCAGUAAAAGUCCACAGAAUCAAGAAGAGCUGAAAAAAUGGAAACAGAAGACAAAGAUUGUUGAGACAGAGAAACUGAAAGGUACUUCACCCCUCACUGUAAUACCCACCACUGGUCAUGGAAAAGAACUUAUAGGAAAAGCACAGGGAAGGAAAGGUGAACAGGAAGCUCAGUUUGAAUUAAUUUCUAAAGUGGAUAUGUUCAGUGUGUUCAGUUAUUAUGUCAAGUUUGAAAUCAACCAUUUAGAAAAAUUGUCUCAUCAUAAUAAGCCACAGCCAACUUAA
Molecule: messenger RNA, 990 nt
Organism: Pocillopora damicornis (cauliflower coral)
Lineage: Eukaryota; Metazoa; Cnidaria; Anthozoa; Scleractinia; Pocilloporidae
Molecular function (GO): glycosyltransferase activity
Source: RefSeq, a predicted model, not a curated record